GAGAGCGCGCAAUAUAUAUCGAACCCCCGAGCAUCGUAAACACAGAAAAUCAGAUUGUGGCCGUCUUUUUCUUCUUUGUUCUUUAAAAUUAAACAAAUAAUGUUAAAAUAUUACUUGUACAUUUUAAAGCAUUGUUUAUUAAUUUUAAUAUAAAACCUCGGGUGUGCUCGUGAUUAUCCGGAGAGUGCUUGCUAAUAAGAAAUUUUGGCGGCUCGACCGAGACGCGGACAUUACUGACAGUUUCGGUUAUGUUAAAGAAGGGAAGUUUGUACAAUAUUUUUUCAAUAUUUUAAAAAAAUUUUCAUAUUAUCGAGUCGCGUUUUUCCAGUUUUUUGUGUGAAUAAUUUAAUUAUUAGAAAAUCGGUGUUUUUUGUAAUCCUGCUAAUCCUCUUGGCGUCAAGGUUAUAUCUUUACGAGAUCUUCUGAUGUUUUGUGGAAUUGUGAAUUAUUUUGUGGAGAAGAAAAUAAACAAGGUCGAAAUUUGUUACUAUGCGGUGAAUUUGGUCUACUUGUGAUCCAGAUUUUGGGAACAGGAAAAGGUGAAAUUUUUAAUACAUAAUCAGGAAAGAAUAAGUUAAUAAUAAUAAUAAUAAAUAAUAAGAGUGAGAGAAAGGGACGUGGAAACUGUUAAAAUUAAAGUGUAUGUCAGUAAAUGCAUAGAUUGAGAAAAAAAAAUGGAUCUUUACUAUACUUCUCAAACGAAUGGAGUUCCAUUGGAAUCCAAACUUGCUGUCUACAUGAAUCGACAAAGUCCAGGGAUAACGCUAACCCCAACUGCUAUGAAUUCAUCAGUUGUAACCAAACAAUUGUCCAAUCUUUCUCUCGAUUCGCAGAAAAAAUCUCCUGGUCCUGCGGAAUUCAUUCCGGGAAGAACCUCAUGUCUCACUAGCAGUAAUAGCAGUUCACCGAAUCUUUUCAAUAAUUCCUAUCAUUCUCAGGAAAAUGUUGGUGGCACUACUUAUUUUUAUCUGGGAAAUAUGUCCGAUACCCUGACCUCUGAAGAGGGUACUUCUGAAAUCGCUGGAAAUAUUGGUGCAGGACAAGUGGGUUAUGUGUAUCCAGGAACACCUUCUCAUCUUCAUCCUGUGAAGCCUACGAAAUCCUCAUCAAAUAGUACAUCGGCACCCUCAACGCCUCCACCGCAAUCAAAUCCCAGCUAUUUCGUUAGUGAGAAUCUUCGAAACGAUAUAUUCCAAAAAAACGCUUUAACUUUAGAACAACCAGAUUUAGUUCAGUUCCCCGAUUUGCCCAAUGAAGUCGACAGCUAUCACGAAUUGUGCCCCUUGGAGCCAAUUCACAAACCCGUCUCAUCGGUUCUCGGUUAUCAAACAUCAACGUACAAAGCGACCAACAUUAAAACUGGAACUCGUUACUGUUUACGCAGAGUGCACGAUUUCAGAUUAGGUAAUACGAAGUGUAUGAUUCUGGUUGAUAUGUGGAAAAGACUUGCCCAUACGAAUUUAGUGCAGUUACGAGAAGUUUUUACCACGAAGGCCUUUGGUGAUCAUUCCAUGGUAUUUGUUUACGACUAUCAUCCUGGUUCGGAAACACUUCUAACGAAACAUUUCUCGGCGACUGAACUCAAUGGAUUUGCCGAUCCGUUUUCUUCUGAACCAAAUUCAUCGAGAUCGUUUACGCACUCGAAGAGCAAUAUUUUGAGACAGCAGCACAGUAACUUGCUUCCUGAGAGUGUUAUUUGGAGUUAUAUUAUUCAACUUACGGCUGCACUUCGAGUUAUUCAUGCAGCAGGACUUGCAUACAGAUGUCUGGAUCCUACCAAAGUAUUACUUACCUCUCGAACUCAUCUUCGAUUGAGUUGUGUGGCUCUACCGGACGUCGUCACGUUAGAUGGCAAUGCAACGAAUCCUUUGGGUCUUAUUCCGCAUUAUCAGCAGGAGGACUUGAUUGCUUUAGGAAAAAUGGUUCUUGCUUUGGCUUGUCGCAGUCUUUUGGCUAUUCAUCGUGACAAUAUGCAAACAUCUUUGGAGCUCGUCGCACGAUCCUAUUCCACCGAUCUUCGAAAUCUCAUUCUGUAUCUUCUUUCGAAUCAACAACGGAGAAGCGUUACGGAUUUGAUGCCAAUGAUCGGCGCGCGAUUUUACACGCAAUUGGAUGCGGCUCAAUUGCGUUCCGAUGUACUUGAAAAUGAACUUUCCAAGGAACUGGAAAAUGGAAGACUGUUCAAAUUAAUUGUCAAGCUGACGACAAUAAACGAGAGGCCUGAACUUAACAUGGAGCCAACGUGGGCCGAAACCGGGGACCGCUAUAUGCUUAAAUUAUUUAGAGAUUACGUUUUUCAUCAAGUCACCGCUGAAGGUCGUCCUUGGCUCGACAUGGCGCACGUCGUCUCCUGUCUGAACAAACUCGAUUCAGGAUCCUACGAUAAAGUGUGUCUGAUGUCCCGGGACGAACAAAGUGUGCUGGUCGUGAGUUACGCGGAGCUGCGACAAUGUCUGGACACAUCAUUCGAGGAACUGGUACAAUCUUCAAAAGAAGUUGCUUAGGUUUGUCUCACUUAAAUGUUAUUGACCUAAACAGCACUUACCAUGAAUGUGAUAUCAACAUUUAGGGCUCUAUCAUUUAAAAAAAAAAAAUUACAAAGCUCCCUCUCGUGAGGAAGUGAAUAAUUCAAAAAAAAAAAAGUUUAUUCACUUUUGAUUUAAUCGAUGAUUUUUUAGAAUCGUAAAAUCUUAAAAAAUUUUAUUUUUUUUUCUUUAUUUGAGCAAACGAUCUUAAUAUAUAAUUAUAUUUAAAUAUAUUAUAUAAGAAUAUUAUCUGUAAAUUGUGAAUCAUUAAUUUAAGCUCAAUUUUUUCUGGAAUAUAAUUUCAAUAUUAUGCCAAUUGAAAAUAAAAAAUUGAGAUACAUCGAUUAGAUCCCAGGGAAUAAACUUAAAUCUUUAAUGUAUAUAAUCUUACAAAGAUGUCACAGUGAAUAAAAUGAAAACAGUCCAUUUAAAAAAGAAAAUGAAAGAUUCUAUGAAAAGAAAUAGAAAAAAAACACUUGUACACAAAAAAGAAAAAAUGCGCUCGUGAAAUGAAAAUCUUAAAAAAAAAUGAAAAUACCUACGAAACAUUUUUUUGUCGUGUAGGUAUUAGAUUUAGAAUACAGCUCAUAAGCAUUAAUUUUGAAAUAAAUGUUUAUUUUUGAAGGCAA
Molecule: messenger RNA, 3154 nt
Organism: Leptopilina heterotoma
Lineage: Eukaryota; Metazoa; Arthropoda; Insecta; Hymenoptera; Figitidae
Gene: PAN3
Product: PAN2-PAN3 deadenylation complex subunit pan3
Exons: 10
Coding region: 675-2504 (609 amino acids)
Biological process (GO): protein phosphorylation; nuclear-transcribed mRNA poly(A) tail shortening; mRNA processing
Cellular component (GO): PAN complex; P-body
Molecular function (GO): ATP binding; poly(A) binding; protein kinase activity
Source: RefSeq, a predicted model, not a curated record